Cucumis sativus (cucumber) is the source of this 1459-nucleotide messenger RNA. Its product is annotated as probable carboxylesterase 13. Gene Ontology annotation, molecular function: hydrolase activity. The coding region runs from base 181 to 1137 and encodes 318 amino acids. The transcript has a single exon. The record is from RefSeq and is a predicted model, not a curated record. Lineage: Eukaryota; Viridiplantae; Streptophyta; Magnoliopsida; Cucurbitales; Cucurbitaceae.
CAAGGCCCUAACAACCCACCCUUUUUAAGUCUACAAGUUAGAACUCAUAAAAAUCAAAGCCAUAAGAAAGAGAUAUUCAUUUAUUGGCAUAAAAAAGAGAGAGAAAUUUCUCUGUUAAUUAUAUCCUUCUCUUCAUCUGCCGCUUUUUUCUCCUUUCAUCUCUACUCUCUCCACUCUCCAAUGGCUUCCACUGAAAUUGCCUACAACCUUUCCCCUAUGCUCAUCGUUUAUAAAGACGGUCGCGCCGAAAGGCUCGUCGGCAACGAAUUAGUCCAUCCCUCUCUUGACCCUUUAACAGUCGUUGAGUCCAAAGACAUCGUCAUCUCGCCAGAAACCCCCGUCUCUGCUCGGAUUUACAGGCCCAAACCCACCGCAGAACCUCACAAGCUUCCUCUUCUCAUUUAUAUUCACGGCGGCGGCUUCUGCAUCGAAUCAGCAUUCUCUCCUACCUACCACCACCAUCUCAACUCCUUAGUCGCUGAAGCCAACGUCAUCGCUAUCUCCGUCGAGUACCGGCGAGCUCCGGAGCACCCACUUCCGAUCGCUUAUGAAGAUUCCUGGACUGCUUUGAAAUGGGUUGCCGCCCACUCGGCUGGAACCGGCCCAGAGGAGUGGUUGAAUAAAAUUGCAGAUUUUAACCGGGUUUAUUUCGCCGGAGAUAGCGCUGGAGCCAACGUCGCUAAUAAAAUGGCGAUCCGGGUCGGAAUGGAAGGGGUGGCCGGGUUGAAUCUGAAGGGAUUGAUGUUGGUUCAUCCUUAUUUCUGGGGAGAGAAAUUGAUCGGAGAUGAAGAGAAGCUGAAGCCGGAAGAAAGAUGGUUUAUUGAGAAAUUGUGGUAUGUGGCUUGUCCUACUAUUAGCGGGUUAGAUGACCCGAUUGUGAACCCGGAAUUUGAACCGAAUUUAGGGAAGGUAACGGCGGAGAGAGUGGCGGUUUAUGUGGCGGAGAAGGAUGCUCUGAAAGACAGAGGACGGUUUUACAGUGAGUGUUUGAAGAAAUCGGGAUGGGGGGGCGCCGUCGAGGUGACGGAGACGAAAGGCCAAGGCCACGUGUUUCAUUUGUUCAACCCUACGUCAGACGAUGCGGUUCAAUUCGUCGGAAAGCUAGCGGCCUUCCUCAACGGCGGACCCCGAGAUUGAGCUGAUAGGAAGGAUGAAAUGAAAAAUUCCCCUCCACACCUCCUUCUUCGGCGGUGGAAUUUGAAGCAGUUUUCAUAUAAAUUUCCUUUUUUUUUUUUGUUGUUUUCAAUGAUUUUGUAAUUUGGAGGGGAAAAAGAAUAAAGGGAUUGUGAAAGUGAAAUAAGUUUUUUUCUCUGAAUUUAGAAUUUGCUUUUUCCUCGUUUACUAUGGUUGGUAGAAUGUGUAGUCUAAUAAUGAACUUUGUUUUCUUAUAUACAAAGGGAGUGGAUUGAAUUAUUCACUUCUAUUUUAUAAAAUCAUAUUAAUUAUAAAUUAUAGUUCA